AUGAACAAUACUACAACUCUCAUCCCCUCUGACCAAAUAGUCAUUGCCACCAAGGGCAAUCACAUCACAGCUGCAGAUAUCUCUCGUGCACUGUUUUAUGCCAAUUCCCGGAUGCUGGCCAUGCGCCUGCAUGUUGACAAGAGUUUUUCCCUGGCCAUGCCUGGUUAUGCAGAGGCUUUCUACACCCUGAUGAAAUGGGAGAUGGAGACCUUUGUAACGCCUUUCAUUAACAUAUGUUUUAUUACCCGGUUGUCCGCUACUAUUCCUCAACUUCUCAAGGAUGUGCUCUCCACCAUGACCGCACACAAUUUGGUGGACCGGCGACCGGAUGUUAAUGCCAUUUUGCAGGAUAUCCAUGCAUUGCGCAUUUCUGCUGAUUCAAUCAAAUCAGAUGACUAUGAUAUUGCUCAUAUGCCGGACUACUUCAAUGACUGGUGGAAGGAGCCACUUGGUUGUUGCAGGGUUUCAGAUAUGUUGCCCAAGUCAUCUGUCCAAGAUGUUAUGGAUUUGGUUACAUGGCACUUUUCACACCUGCCUGAUCAUGUGAGGACCGGCCUUCUCCCAUAUAUUGUACAAGGUCCGGAUAAUCUGCCGGAGACAAUUGGUUUGUGCCACCGGACACAAAUUGGGAGGGAGUUGCUGGACAUGUUGCAGCUAAGGAUGGUGAAUCUUAGGCGUUCAAGUGACCGGUUGACCAGCUUGGUUGGGCCGAUUGAUGAAAUCACCCAGGCUGUAUCAUCCUCACAGGCACUCAUUGACAGGUUAAAUACAGAUGACAGUGCCUCCAUGUAG
Messenger RNA from Suillus subalutaceus, 792 nucleotides. RefSeq lists its product as uncharacterized. The transcript is spliced from 3 exons. Lineage: Eukaryota; Fungi; Basidiomycota; Agaricomycetes; Boletales; Suillaceae. The coding region runs from base 1 to 792 and encodes 263 amino acids. The record is from RefSeq and is a predicted model, not a curated record.